CCAGGCAGCAGUCUACGGCCCGGGACAGAGGGACCAGGACCAGGCCUCGGGAGAGAAGGGGUGCGGGAGAGCUUCGUCUCUUGCUUCGUCCGUAUCGAGAGAAUCGUCGUCGUCGUUGUCGUCGUCAUCGUCGUCAUCGUCGUGGUCGUCAUCGUCAUCGUUGCCGCCGUCCACGUCGUCUUCCGCCGCCGGGUUCACCCCAACUGCACGACGCGUUCGUGACCUUGAGAUUCGCCCGAAUGCGCGCCGGCGACUCGCUCCCCCGGCGUGACACGUUCCGCGACGGUGUCGUCGGCUCCGGGAAACCGUCUCGCGCUUCUCCGCUCACGAACGCACGGAGAUGAGCGGAGGCGCUCGGCCGGGAGCUGCUCGGAGCACGUGCCAGGCGCGCGGAAGGCGCUCCAGGCGACACCAGCUGCGCUAAUCGUGGACCAAUCGCGAGGGCGAGAGAGCGAUCGCGGGUGAUAUAGGACAUUGCACCCGGGAGAAGCGCGAGAUCGGAAAUCGGCGUCGUGCGAGUGCGAGUCCGGCGAACAGGAAUGACGCAGCAGGCCCGCGGUGCAAAUGCCGCGCGUACCAGGACGGUCCCGAUGUUCGCAGCCCUGGCACUGCUUCUCAUAUUCGUGGGCCUCGACGGCGUCGUGCACGGUGUCUCGCGCUCCGCGCUUCAUCAAGAUUUGACGAACACUGCCACGGGUCCGGUUUUCGUAGCGCCGGUUGGGAAUCAAACUGCCGCGAUUGGCCGCGAGGUUGUUUUCUCUUGCAGCGUCCACAACAUCAGCAUUCGCAAGUACAAGGUUGGCUGGCUGCGCGCCUCGGACCAGACGAUCCUCUCGAUUCACACCAGAAUCGUGACGCAUAAUGCACGUAUCUCGGUCUCGUACGAGAGCGGCGGAAGUUCCGGGUCCGGCAGUGCGGCCGCUGGCACCUUUGGGGUGACCGGGAGCAGCCAGGCCACGGAGGAAGUUGUGAAUGGAACGUGGAGUCUGCAUAUCCGCCAGCUGAAGGAGUCCGACAGAGAUUGCUACAUGUGCCAGAUCAACACCAGCCCCAUGAUAUCCCAGCUGGGUUGUCUCGACAUACAAGUGCCGCCCGACAUCGUUUACGGGGGUGAUACCAGCGCGGAUCUGGCAGUAGCGGAGGGCGACAACGCGACCCUGAGCUGCCGGGCGACGGGACGUCCGCCGCCGAGGGUGUCUUGGAAGAGGGAGGACGGGGAGCCCAUCGUCAUAAGGACCGCGUCGAUCGGUGGUACCACUUACGAGAAGCACAACCACUACAACGGCUCGCUGCUGCAUUUCCACCGUGUCGAGAGGCGGCAAAUGGGGGCGUAUCUCUGCAUCGCCAGCAACGACGUGCCACCAGCGGUUAGCAAACGGGUGACACUCGCUGUGAAUUUCGCACCCGUCGUAAAAGCGCCCAACCAGUUACUGGGCGCUCCUCUGGGUACGGACGUGCAGUUGGAGUGCUACGUCGAGGCGUUCCCGAACACGAUUAAUUAUUGGGUGAAAAAUCAACGAGGCACCGAGGACGAGAUGUUACUGGAGGGACCGAAAUACAGCGUGCGGGAGGAGCGUACGGGGUACACGGUCCUGAUGUGGCUCUUAAUCAAAAAAUUCACGGAGAAAGACGUCGGUAGCUACAAAUGCGUCUCAACGAAUAGUCUAGGCAGGGCGGAUGGAACUUUGAGAUUAUACGAGAUCAAAAUCGGCUUCGACAGAACAUCGCGCGGGAAAGAUCACGUGUCCAUCAUUGGUGGACUAGCCGAAGCCGCUCAAAGUUCCGGUGCCAACAACGGCGUCGUGAGCCUCUUCGGGAACGGUAGCAGCUUGUCUCACAUCCUAUCGAUGUUCUUCUUCAUACCGAUAUUGUGGCCGCGGUGAAGAAGGCAUCCACUACUGGUCAUCGCUAAGCUACUUAGUGCCAGAUGACUUUGUGCCAAAAAAAAGAGAAAAGAAUAAGAAGACAAGAAUGUAGAGAGAAUGCGCGAGUGUGAGAGACACUACGGUAGAGAAGAUGUAUGGUAGCGCGCGCGCACGCUUUCAGAAGCGAAGAGAGAAAGAAUGAAAGCGAUUGAGAGAAUGCGAGAGCGAGAGACAGGGAGAGAGAGAAUGAGAACAAGAUAAUAAAACGGAGUCCUCGGUGCUCCAAAUUCUUCCUACUUUCCUUUCCUACUCCCAAGUGUCAAAGACAUUUUUAGAUCAAUGGAUGUUGUCAAUGUACGCGUCGCUUUAGAUUCGCGUUUCGCGGAUCAACCGGUAGAGAUUCGCCCGAGAUUCGCGUUACCCCUGUAAAACUACCGUCAGAAAGUAAAUUGCUAGUGAAUCAACAUUAUUGGCAUUAUACAUCGUGCAAUUUUUAUUGACACGUUCACGUUUAUUAUCCCCAUGACGCGACAUCGUCCGUUAACUGCCAAUAUUGUACAAGACAAUCACUUGACGGUCGGUGUUAGCAUGAGCUCAAUAUAUGCAUAGGAUACUAUGAGCAGCCGAGUCGCUCACUGAUUGCCGCCACAGCAGACAUUUAUUUUUAAAAGGAGAUUCCCUUUUUAGAAAAAUCAAUUUCUUUGCCACGCUUCCCGACAAUUUCUCGCGUGACAAAUGGUUUUUAUUCAUUAAUGGUCAUUAUUAAAUGGUUUUCUUCUACUUCAGGAAGAUCUAUAUGUCGAUAUUGCCUCACCAUCUGUUCAUCUUGUGCAUUCAUUUAUUUAUUAAUCUCUUACGAUAAUGAAACAAUAAUAUGACAGAAAAUCGAGAAUUUGUAAAGCUUUUUUUAAUAAUAAAUGUGCAGUCUGUUGUGUAGAUAAUCGAAAACUUAGAUAAAUAUAAUAACGAUGAGUUUGUGAAUCUGGAAAGGGCUUCUAUUUUCUGACGGUAUUUAUACACUCGGCGUGAAUGAAAUUUGAAUCGUUGAUACGCGAAUCGACGAAUGCGAAAGGGUAAGUUCGCCGUCGCGGGAAUGCUUAACGAAUCGACGAUAAUAAUAAAUAAUCAACGGUCAUUUUGCAAUUGGUUUAUGCGCUGCUGACAUUGGACGUCGGAAAACUUUGGUGUUUCAAAAUAAAAGUAAGGCUCGAACGUUGUA
Messenger RNA from Ooceraea biroi (clonal raider ant), 3084 nucleotides. Its product is annotated as Dpr-interacting protein gamma. Lineage: Eukaryota; Metazoa; Arthropoda; Insecta; Hymenoptera; Formicidae. The record is from RefSeq and is a predicted model, not a curated record. Gene Ontology annotation, cellular component: neuron projection.